Molecule: messenger RNA, 621 nt
Organism: Ascoidea rubescens DSM 1968
Lineage: Eukaryota; Fungi; Ascomycota; Saccharomycetes; Ascoideales; Ascoideaceae
Exons: 1
Coding region: 1-621 (206 amino acids)
Source: RefSeq, a predicted model, not a curated record
AUGGGUGUGUGUGUAUCGGUUUGUUUGCGAGGGGGUUUGGACGACGAGUCUGGCGAGAAUGCUAGGCUUUUGAAGCAGAACAAGAAGCUCCAGGAGGAGGAGCAGAGGAGAUACCGCAAGUUCAAGGUCUUGCAGCAAAGCGAUCUCAACGAGAUCGUCAAUCUGACCAUCAACAACUAUGUCGACAUUUCAGAGGCCUUUGACCAGACCAAGUAUGGCUACAGCAACCAGUACAUCAACUUGGAUCUUGACAAGUUGAACUCAGACAUCUCUCAGACAAACUACAAUAAGAUCAGCCAACGGAUCAUAUCUCAAUUCAACAGCCAACUCAACAAUCAAUUAAACAGCCAACUAAGUGGUCAAACAAUCAACAAUGCUAUGGGUGAUGCAGGUGCAGCUCCUGAUUACUUUGAAGAGGGCGGAAACAUCAGAAACAGUGGUCUUAAAGGUGCUCUUAAAACUGUUUCUCGGUCUUUUGACAACUAUAGUGAUGCCAAUUUAAAUAUCAAUAAUAAUAACAUUAAUCAGAUUAACCAGAUUAAUCAGAUUAACCAGAUUAACCAGAUUAAUAACAAUAAUAACAGUAAUAAUUUUUACAACUAUAACUCAAUUAACAAUUAA